UGGAAGAAGUUGUAAGGAAGGCCAACAAUGAUUGGGCGGAGUUUAAGAAAGGCAUGCAGAGGAAGUUUAAGUUAGGGGACGACCUGCUCACAAUCGAACAUCUCUAUAACAUGAAUAGGGACGACCUCACGACGAUCAGGGCAUUUGCCAACGCCUUUGAAAAGACAGCCGAAAAGGUCCCAGGGUUGUCCGAAGAAAUGCAAUGCGUCAUAUUCCUGGGAAAAUUCUCUGGGUAUGAGGCCAUGAAACUGACUCGAGGAGGAGCAACGGGUAGGAAAACGACUUGGGAAACCAUUAAGAGGAAUAUUGUUGUCGGGGAUUUAGAUCAGGUGUUUCAUCACCAGGUCAAAGUCGAACGAAGGAAGGAAAAGGCAGUUGGAACGGUCCAAGGAACAGAUAAUGUGCUAGAAGGGGUAUUGAGCAACAUGGCAAACGAGAUAAAAAAACUUAGGGAGAGGGUGUCAUCAACAAAGGUGUUAACAGUGACGCAGCCGUCAGGAAAGAGGAAGAAGGAAGAAGAAGAUGAAGAAGGCGAGGUUGAAGAAAAGGAUCAAUGCGAGGUUGAAGAAGAGGAUCCGGAGGAGGCUAUCAAGUUGACGAAGUGUCAAAGGAAAGCUAGGAAUAUAGCCAUUGGAGGCCAAGGCUCAGACGGCGACGUAUUCGACAAAAGGGGAAAGAUGAUUGACCCGAAUAUUCCGGGUGGCAUGAGAGAAGAAGCCCUCCGAGUGACUGAACUUGGCCCUAACACUCCGACAAUGUUCCGAAUCUGGGAAGAAUGGGAGGACCCUGUUGUACAUGUGGAAGAUAUAACGGAAUUAGAAGAGAAGAUGAGCAAAAUGGGGAUCGAAGAAAACAAGGAAGACUUUUCCCUCGUUGAAGAAGAAGCGGAGGAGGAAGAUGUUAGCAUCAAUGCCAGGGAAACAUUUGAUAGAAUGGAGGACCUGGUGGACAAAAUGCAAAGACUACAUCUAAGGCUUCGAGAGAUAUGUGAGGAAGCUGUGAGAGAAGGGAUUGGAUAUCCAAGGGUGUUUACCAUGGGACGCGAAGGAACAGGAGAUGGACCAAAUGAGCCCAACCUGCAAAUGUUAAGGGUCAAUAUGGCCGCGAAGAAUAACCAGGGUCAGAAGAAUGUGAGGGGUUCGAUUCCGUUUGCUACAAGGAGACCGCAGGAGGUUCAAGCGAAUGAUGAAGGAGGUGUGGUGAAAGCGGGCGAAAUAGUAAUUGGGGAUGACUAUGAGUUUGAUGAAGAGAAAAAGGGAGAAUUUGAGCAAGGUGAGAUCUCAGAGGAAUUCCGAAAGGAAGAGUACGACGGAUUCUAUCUAGAAACGAGGUUGCUCCUCUCAGGAGAGAAAAGAGAGAGAGGAGUUAGUAAGAAGACUCUCCGGAUGAGGGAUCAUUACGUGACAAUAGGGAUCUUCCCAAGGGAUGAGAUUGAAGAUGAUAUGAUAUUUGAUGGGACGAACCUGGAUGAGUUUGUUGACAGUUUACAGCUGUCUGCGGAGAGAGGAGGAUGGAGUGAUGAGGAGAAAAAAAAGAGAUUGAUUGAGAGGACAGAGGAGAGUGAGAAAGAGGAAGUGAAGAGGAUUGUGGAAGAGAGUUGCACUUGGCAGAGGAUAAUGAUAAAACUACAAAUGGUGUAUACCCAGGUGAGGCAAGACCAAACAAGAAAGGAAAGAUUGCAAGAGAAUAGAUUGUGGAUUGAAAGAGAAAUGGAUGAGCAGCAGAGAAGGGCACAAGAGGAUGAAGAAGAGGAGGAUAUGCUCUUGAGAAACUUGAGAAGCAAGCCAAUGACUUUUCCCAAGGACGGAAGCAGAGGAUCUGACCAGACAAGGGAAGGAGAGAACGAAGAACGGGAGGUGGCAGUGAAAAGGAAAAGAGGUCAGGGAACGAGUGAGGCACAGAUAGAGAGAAGGGUUGAAGAAAGAAAAACAGUUGAGGUUGAGAGGGAAGAAGUGGAGGAAAGAAUAAGUGAGAAGGAAGAAGGAGCAAGAAAAGAAAAGGGGGAGGAAGAAAGAAAGAGGGUUCAAGAGGGAGACAAGGCUCCAAGGACCGAGAGAACUAAGGGAAAGGGACCGAUUGGAGAUGGAAAAGAAAUGGAAAGAAAUAGGGGUGAGAAAGAGGUAAGACCAAAAAGGGGCGAGGAAGUGGAAGCUGAGGAGGCAGAAAAGAGAAAAGUGGAAUGUGGAGGUUCAUCCCAGCUAAGAUGGGAGGUGAAGAAAGGGCAGAUAAGUAAAGAAGAGAGAGCUCAGCGGGAGAAGAAGAAGAAAGGAUGGAGGUAUUAUAUGAUCAGGAUGCUGCAAGAUGAUGACGUGCUUGUAAACUCAUCUUGGGAUGUUAGGUUUGAAAGGAUGCUCCUCUCAAAGCUGGUGGUAAGCACCAAACAUUCCACCAACUUACAAAAACUAAUGGGGCCGCAUGAGAUGCUAGAUGAAAAGUGCACCAGACACUUUGAGGAAUAUGCUGAGGUUGCAAGGAAGUUGGGGAAAAUGGAAGGAGGAGAAGAAAAGAGAGAGAUUGGAGAAAACCUGAAUGCGAUGGGAAGAGGACUUCAGGAGGAACUCAAGGAAAGCACAUAGCUCUUCACCCAAGGGUUUUUGGACUAUAUCCCAAGGCUCUUGAAGA
Chara braunii is the source of this 2622-nucleotide messenger RNA. The record is from the annotation of a GenBank genome assembly. NCBI's taxonomy places the organism in Eukaryota, Viridiplantae, Streptophyta, Charophyceae, Charales, Characeae.